This is a messenger RNA of Cutaneotrichosporon oleaginosum, 372 nucleotides long. RefSeq lists its product as uncharacterized. The record is from RefSeq and is a predicted model, not a curated record. Gene Ontology annotation, cellular component: dolichol-phosphate-mannose synthase complex; endoplasmic reticulum membrane. Gene Ontology annotation, biological process: GPI anchor biosynthetic process. NCBI's taxonomy places the organism in Eukaryota, Fungi, Basidiomycota, Tremellomycetes, Trichosporonales, Trichosporonaceae.
UCUCACCACUCGUCCAGCUUCUGUCUCCACACUCCUUACUUGUCGCUCACCAUGUCCAAGGGAAAACGCUUCCUCACCGCCGCGGUGCCGCUCGCGAUCGUCUACUUCCUCAUGCUCUUCGCGGUCCUACCCGUGCCAUUUGUCGAUCGCGACACGGCCAGCCUCAUCUUGCCAGUCCUCCCUUGGUGGCUCCUCGUCUGCUUCGGGUCAUACUCGCUCAUGUCCCUCGGCCUCGGCCUGCUCCGCUUCAACGACACGCCUGAAGCGUACGAGUCCCUCCUCGCCGAGAUUACGCAGGCCAAGAACGAGCUCCGCGACCAGGGUGUCACCGUUGACUGAGCCCAACCGAUCUCGGGAUCCAUUAGACGCCGC